This is a messenger RNA of Brachypodium distachyon (stiff brome), 3436 nucleotides long. RefSeq lists its product as uncharacterized. Bases 142 to 2070 code for a protein of 642 amino acids. Gene Ontology annotation, cellular component: peroxisome. The transcript is spliced from 2 exons. Gene Ontology annotation, biological process: regulation of gene expression. The record is from RefSeq and is a predicted model, not a curated record. Gene Ontology annotation, molecular function: zinc ion binding; nucleic acid binding; RNA nuclease activity. NCBI's taxonomy places the organism in Eukaryota, Viridiplantae, Streptophyta, Magnoliopsida, Poales, Poaceae.
GUAUAUAGCCGUGUUCCAUAUCUUCCUCGCCGAGCGCCCCCACGUCUGACGCAGUCGCCGCGACUCGCAAUCGCAAUCCAGGCAGAAGCGAAGCCCCGCACGCCACCGAGCACCCCAUCGCGGCGGCCGGGCGGCGGAUCGAUGGGGGAGUACGCGGGGGCCAAGACGUCGGUGUGGUGGGACAUCGAGAACUGCUGCGUGCCCCGCAACUGCGACCCCCACUUCAUCGUCCAGAACAUCAGCUCCGCGCUCGCCGCCGCCGGCUACGACGGGCCCAUCUCCGUCUCCGCGUACGGGGACACCCGCCAGAUCGCCCACAACGUCCAGCAGGCGCUCUCCAGCACCGGCGUCUCCCUCAACCACGUCCCCGCCGGGAUUAAAGAUGCAAGUGAUAAAAAGAUCUUGGUAGACAUGCUGUUCUGGGCUAUUGACAAUCCUCCGCCAGCAAAUUAUCUGUUAAUCUCCGGUGACCGGGACUUCUCCAAUGCCAUUCAUAAACUUAAGAUGAAGCGGUACAAUAUUUUAUUGGCACAACCUCCAAAUGUGUCUCAUACGCUCACUGCUGCAGCAAAGAGUGUCUGGCUCUGGAAAAGCCUUUUGGCUGGAGAACCACCAUUAGCAAAGUCACCAUACGUAAGCAGCACAUCAAGUGGCAAUAAGGAUGAUUUGGAUACAUCAAAGAACAUAGUUUCAAAUUCUUCAAACGCCACUCGUGAUAUCAACCCUCAAGUGAAGGAUGUUUUGUGUGAUCAUCAAAGUGGUGCUAGUGGCAAGGCGGAUAAGCAAGAUAAAGUGAAGCAACCUCAAGAAAUGCAGACAGAUAAUGUGUCUAAACUAGAAAGGAAAAAGAACCAGAAGAGGUGUAACCCUGGAGGUUUGCAUUCCACAGAACAGCCCAAGUCCAAGAGACCAAAGACACUGCAAAAACCAGUCAAGGGGGUCUGCUAUAAGUGUGGUGAUGGACACCACUUUGCUCUAGAGUGUCCCUUUACUGGUGACUGCUACCGUUGUGGACAACCGGGUCACAGGGACCGAGUGUGCAGACAGAACCCUAAUAGCAUCCUCAAGCGGGAGAUUGCACAUGCUAAAGUUUUAGCUACGUCCUCGCCGGGAUCAGUCCAAAUAACUGGUCCUGCUCCUCAGUUGCACCCAACAUGCUCACCACCCUCGGGGUGCUCGUUGCAAGAGACCCCUGCUGUGCCAUCUCCACCUCCGGCUACUCCAAUAGCUCCUGUACCGCCACAGAUGGAUGUUAGGGCUUCUUCUAGCCCACCUCACUCCGGAGUUGACAUAAUGCCAAUAACUGCAUCAUUAGGUAGCGCAGAUGUGACGCAACCAGCUUCUUCAGCCCCUAGUUCGCAUAAGCCGGUUCCAGCUUACCGACCAGUCUCGGGGCAGGGCAUGAUCUGCUUCAAGUGUGGUGCUGUUGGACACCGUGCUUUUAAGUGCAACUACAAUGGUUCCUGCCACUAUUGUGGCCAGGUGGGCCACACGGAUAGUGUAUGCAAAGAGAAUCCUGAUAACAUCAUCAAGCGGGAGCCAGUGCAUGAACGCGUCUUAGCUACGUCCUCGCUGGGGUCAGUCCAUGUGACUGCUCCUGCUUCUCAAUUGCACCAAACUUCGACACCACCCCCAUGGUGGUUCUUACAGGCGACUCCUGCUGUGACGACCCCAACUCCGGCCACCUCUGUGACUCCUGCACCGGCGCACCCCUCCCAGGGUGGUUCAGCCCCUCGUCCUCCUAUGGCAAAUGACUUCUUCAGCCGCUUGUUGUCCCAUGCUGGUUUUUCAGCCCCAGGACAGUAUCGUCAAGUAGGAGGGAGCGCCUACACACGUCCCAAUGGCGUUGUCGCAGCGGCCAAUCCACAUGAUGGCUGUUCUACUUCUCAGGUGCUUCCAGCUUGGGCACCGCCCCCAGGGUGUGUUUGGCAGCCAGCCCCUAUUGUGCCGUCUCCACUUCCGGCUCCCCAUGUGGCUUUUGAGCCGCCACAGCCAGGCGUUGCCGCUUCUUCUGCACCAGCUAACUCCGGAGUCUACGCCAUGCCCUUCCCUUUUGGGCGGCCAUGGUGACAGAUAUACUUCAUGUUGAUUCUUUGGAUGUCCUUCCCUUCAGCCCAUCAGGAGGAGGAAGAGGGGGAGGAUGGAGAAAAGGAGAGAGGAGAGGAGGAAGGAGGAGGGCUGCGAAGAAGAAGAGGUGGAGGAGGUUUGCACUAGCUUUCCAGUAAGUAUUUGUUUGCCCAACUACAGGUUAUGCUUUGGAAAUGGCAGCCUCCGGAAGAUUUCUGUGAUUUUAUUCAAACUAGCACGAUACUCGUGCGUAGCUAUGGUCUAAAUAAAUACAAUAUAUAUUAUUAUCGCCUAUGAUCUUAGAUCAUAUAAUCCAUAUUUUGUUCUCAUCUCAUUGGUUUGUGCGAAAUGCCAAGUGAUGCAGUUUGAAGGUGGGAAGGACCAUCGCCACCAACUGAGUCUUUUAUAUGAGUAAAGAUGAUUGUUAAAUACUCACUUUGAGCAUUAAAUUAACCCCAUCAUAGAAUCAGAUUUAAAAUCUGGACCCAAUAUGAAAUUUCCAUAGAUGCUUAGUUUGGAUGUGUAGUGAAAUUUCUGGGUCACCAAAGGUGCUAAUCAUUAUGGUCGUUGGUCGACCGAAGUGGUCACCUGUCGGUGUAACCCAGGGUUUUGAAGUACUGUCUUUCUGAUAUAUCUCAAAUAGAGUUGCAUUGUCAGUUGGUCACCUACCUCAUCACAUGUUCUUUAGGAUUUCUAUGCUUUUACCAUGUUUGAAUGUUGAACUUCACUUGGAAGGGCUGAGGUGGAUUGUUGACAGGAAGGGGUUGGACAAGAGCGUUGGAGGUGAAUUCUUGUUUUUAUUGAUUGUAAUGUUUCAGAAUGGGAGCAGAGUAGUUGCUCAACAAGCGCUGAUGCUUCUGGGUUGGGCCGCUACUGCUGCACCUUGCUCUCCGUUGUUGAGGCAAACAUGGGUGUUGGUCGUCAAUGGGUGAAAAUCACCAUUGAGACCAUUGGAUAUUUGCUUAUGCUUGUUGUUCAUCAUAUUAUUUAUGUUGUCUAUGCUCAAUUGCUCAUAGAAUAUGGCUAAUGAAGUAACGAGCCUGAGUCAUGCUUACUAUGUUUGAAUUUAUUACCCAUGUUUAAUAUGGCGUAUGAUUCAUUUUAGUUAUGCCCGCCGUAUGCUAUAAAUGCUCCAGUUAUUUAUUUGAGAUAGCUAACCACACUUGGAUGGACUAUUACAGUAUUAGAAAACCUUGUGCUUUUUUUUCCUACGGUGUGUCAUUUGGUUGUUACUUGUAAAGUCUUUGAACUCAUGCUAGUAUGUGGUAUGGGUGGCAGGCUUAAGUUGUGUGUGUUACCCUUAGCAUUGAAUUGCUCAUGUGGAAACUUUGCUCUCACGUUGUGUUUAUGAUCUGCAUAUUGUCAUUUA